AUGUCCUCAUCUGGUGAUGGUAUUGGAGAAUUUGAAAUUAUUUUCACAAAUGAGUCAACCAGCAAAGAUGACGGCUACCUAAUUGGACUGAUCCAGGCCAAAUUCUGCAGAAGUCUUCGAAAUGCAAAAUUAUUUUUCCAGACAGAAGCAAUUGUUCAUUAUAACCUCAACAAACCAGAUAGAAAGGUCAUAUUACUAACCAAAAAUAGCCCUGAUGACUGCCAAAAGCACCUGUCAUUCACCCAGACCAAAUUAGUGAAAAAUAUAGACAUAGAGGCCAAUGAAACUCAAACAUAUAAAUUCUGUAUCAACUUUCUUCCUGACCAACUACCAACAUUUAUUAGCAAGUAUGGUACCAUAUUAUAUAAAGCAUCAGUUCUACUAAACUUGGGUCCAGUUUGUGAAAAUGGAAAUAAAGUUAAUGAUAAGAAAAAUGGCAAUAGCAAUAAUGAUGAUCUCACAUUGGCCAGUGUAAUUGCAUCUGCAUAUUAUAAAGUGCCAUCAAAGUUGAAUUUGAAUGUCUUGCCUGAAGCAGCUACAAGAAUUAGCAUCACAAAGCAUAUUCCUCUUGGUAAGGGAAACUGUUUGUCAGAGAAAAGUUUAAAAGUUAACUGGUUCAUAAAUAAAUCAGGAUUCACUAUCGGUGACAGCAUAGAUAUCAAAACGACAAUCACAACAACUAUAGAAAACUGUAAAUAUGAACUUAACAAUGCUGUUUUGUACCAAGUCAUAGUGUACAAUCCAGGCCCCACGAAACAAUACCAAAGAACCGAGUUAACUCGAGGAAUUGUGAUGAGUAAAGUUAAGAAGAAUGAAGAUUUGAUAAUCAAUGAGAACAUGUACAUCCCUGAUGAUGUUGAAUGCUCAACUUCUAGAUGUGUAAAAUGUUGGAUUGAUAUAUACUAUGAGAUUGAGUUUUCUAUAACCUUAGCAUCAUUGAAAAAGACAAUAGUAGAGAAAGCCGAAAUAUACAUCGGCUCAAAUCCACUUAAUUUUGAGGAUCUCUUACGAUAUGCAUCACUAACAUACAACAUACCAAUGAAACCGCUCUCGUCAUCGUCAUCGUCCUCGUUUCUUACCCCAUUGGGGAACUUUUUCACACCAUCUGCACCACCGCCGCCACCGUAUUCCAGAGAAGAUUUAUCACUGACGUCACCCCCGUCAUCAGCUGAUAUCUGCCUGAUUAGUAAUCCUGAGAUGAUUUCUCCUAAAUCUAAAAUAAUUUGA
Molecule: messenger RNA, 1227 nt
Organism: Helobdella robusta
Lineage: Eukaryota; Metazoa; Annelida; Clitellata; Rhynchobdellida; Glossiphoniidae
Exons: 6
Coding region: 1-1227 (408 amino acids)
Source: RefSeq, a predicted model, not a curated record